GGCGGGGGGGGACACGGCGGCGCUCGCGGGGUUGCCGGGGCCGGGACGGCGGGGCGGCCGCUCCCGGCUGCCAUUUCAUCGCGCCGCCGCUCGGUCCCUCCAUUUUCUCUCCGGCAGCCGGCGGUGCCGACCCGGUCCCCGCCGCCGUCCCGCGCCCGCCGCCUCCGCGCCCGCCGCCCCCCCUCCAUGUAGCCCCGCGGCAGCUCCCCCCGCACACGCCCAGCCGCGGGGCCGCCUCCCGGCAUGAGGAGCUGCAAGAUGGUGCGUGUGGCCAGCGUGCUGGGGCUGGUGAUGCUCAGCAUCGCGCUGCUCAUCCUCUCCCUCAUCAGCUACGUCUCGCUCAAGAAGGACAACAUCUUCGGCGCGCCCCGCGCCGCCGGCCCGGGGGGGCCCCGCAUGUACAUGUUCCACGCGGGAUUCAGGUCGCAGUUCGCGCUGAAGUUCCUGGACCCCUCCUUCGUCCCCAUCACCAACUCCCUGAGCCAGGAGCUGCAGGAGAAGCCCUCCAGGUGGGCCUUCAACCGGACGGCGUUCGCACACCAGAGGCAAGAAAUCCUUCAGCAUGUCGACGUAAUAAAAAAUUUUUCUUUGACCAAGAAUAGUGUUCGGAUCGGACAGCUGAUGCAUUACGAUUAUUCCAGCCACAAGUAUGUUUUCUCUAUUAGCAAUAACUUCAGGUCGCUGCUUCCCGACGUGUCGCCGAUCCUCAACAAGCAUUACAACAUUUGCGCCGUGGUUGGAAAUAGUGGGAUCCUGACCGGGAGUCAGUGCGGGCAAGAGAUAGAUAAAUCCGAUUUUGUUUUUCGCUGCAAUUUUGCUCCAACUGAGGCUUUCCAGAAAGAUGUUGGAAGGAAAACCAACCUUACAACCUUCAACCCCAGCAUCCUGGAAAAGUAUUACAACAAUCUUUUGACCAUUCAGGAUCGCAACAACUUCUUUUUAAGUUUGAAAAAGCUUGAUGGGGCCAUUCUUUGGAUCCCCGCUUUUUUCUUCCACACGUCAGCAACAGUCACGAGAACACUGGUUGACUUCUUUGUUGAGCAUAGAGGGCAACUAAAGGUCCAGUUGGCUUGGCCAGGAAAUAUAAUGCAGCAUGUUAACAGGUACUGGAAGAACAAGCACUUGUCACCCAAGCGGCUGAGCACAGGUAUUCUCAUGUACACCCUCGCUUCUGCCAUUUGCGAGGAGAUCCACUUGUACGGAUUCUGGCCCUUUGGGUUCGACCCCAACACGCGGGAGGACCUCCCGUACCACUACUAUGAUAAGAAGGGAACCAAGUUCACGACCAAGUGGCAGGAGUCCCACCAGCUGCCUGCAGAGUUCCAGCUGCUCUACAGGAUGCACGGUGAAGGACUGGCCAAACUCACCUUGUCGCAUUGUGCCUAAGAACCUAAAUCUUGAAGUGCCAAAUGAUUGUCUAAAAAGUGCCCAAAACCGAAUUAAACAUUCUUCAGAUAUAAUUCUCAAAAAAUAAAAAUAAAAAAAAACAACCCACCCUAAAAUAUUUUCCAUAAUAUAAAGAUCCUUUUUAGUCACCCUUGUCACUGCUCACGGAAGGGUUUAAGCAUAUUUAGCAGUGCAGAAGCAUUUAUCAAAUUCUGUGGAUGCUAUUCAUGCAGCAGCAAAGUUGAAAUAUUUUGCAUUUAUAGAUACGCUACUAAGUAUGUUUUAAGAUAUUUUCAUAUUUUAGCAUUCCACAAAAUGCCCUUAAUCUCUUAAUUUUAUUAUCCCUUCCCUAUUAGAUUUAGAAAUGCCAAUUUUAAAAGGUUUUGCUCCUCUUGUAUAUGUUGCUAUCAGUAGCUCAGCAUACAUACAUUGCUGUGGCCGAUUGAGAAAGCCACUCUGAAUUCCCGUUCAUCGUCCCUUGCAAGUUCUUCAGUGUGGAUCCUGAUUUCCACCGCUUGCAUAUUUUCGUAUUUACUGAAUUUUACAUUUUUUAAAGAAUAACGUAAACAAGAUGAUCACAAUAUGGCUCGUACCUAGGCGUUUAUAUUGCUCUCAGAAUGCUUCAGCGUUUUAAUUCAGUUUGGGCCAAAUCCUAGUCCAAAUCAGCCAGGCGGAAACAUGGUCAUUCCCACCCGUGUGAUACUAUUUGGUCUUUUGAUUUUAAAGUUAAACCACCACGAUAAAUGGAAUGGCGUUUCUCUGGAGGUGUGUUGGGUGAGAAGAACCCCAAGCCCCGGCGCAGGCACACCUCCCUCUGCGCCUGCUCUCCACACCCCUGACGACGGGGGGUCCUUCGAGAGGACGAUCCCCCUGAGCAGGGAGCACGGGGGCUCCGGCCCAUCCCUUUGCACCCACAGAUCCCUGUUCCCCUCUCCCGGUGUGCAUGGCCCCGCCACGGUGGUACCUGGUGUUUCGCCGUGCGGAGCUGCAAGAGCAGGUACCCUCUGCGUUUCGGUGCGUCCCACCCAAAAUGCCAUCCGUCCCGUGGGGGCGAUGGGUGCCCAGCGAUGCCAAGUCUCUAAGGAGCAGUAAUAGCCUUCAUUAGCCCAGUUAACGGCGACAGGGUAGACGGGCCGGCCAGCCCCUCAGGUCAGCGAGGCUCGGGUUGUCCCCCGCCGUGGCCAGGGUGGUCCCCCCGAGGGGCAGGGUGCCCAGCCUGCCCUGCGCCCGGCCCUGGCUCAGCAGGCAUGGCUAGCUGGGCAGGGACCCACUGGCCCAGCAGCCACGCCAGCCAGGCGCCAGGAUUUUUAAAAAUGUUUUUUAAAGGGAAAUGAGCAUGGCAGGAGCGCAGGGAAGAGGAAAUGCAGUUAUCAGAUCUACCCCAUUUACAUCUCUAAAUCCACGGUCAGACAACUAAGUUAGUGCCCCCGUUUUCCGGUCGCCGACAGCCAUCCCAGGCAGUCGCAGGAAGACACGGGUGCCUCGGUACCGCUGAAAAUCAGGCUGUUUGUAGAGGGGACGAACCUUAGGGUCACUUACGGUUUGAAAAUGUUGGCCAUUAUGACUCAGGAUAAAGGAGCCUGUAAAAUAACUGGGUUUCUUAUUACAGUAAGUACGCUUACAAGUAUUUUAACAUUUUUCUACUAUUCUGUAUGACACUGAGAACUGACUACGCACUGAAAGAAGAUGCAAAAUCCAAUUUAAAAUCAUACUUUAAAAUGGCACAUUUUAAUUUUUCUCAGCCUCUUUGCCUACAAGCAGAUGUAGGAGGUGAGGAAGGAGAUCUCGAGUACAACACCAAACCUGAGCGGCCCGGAGCAUCUCCUGGUGCCCGCUACCGCGGCUCCGCCAAAGCCGUGCCAUCCCUCUCCCCGCGCCCCGGCUGGAGGAGGAGCUGGCAGCUCUCUUCCCCAUUUUAAUUAUCCCACAUUUUCUGGCUUUUGCUUUUUCAAAGGCUGUUUGGGGCUGGGGCGCGCUGUGGAGGGUCUCCCCAGUGCCACAGCGUGCACAGACCCACUCCCGCAGGGAACUGCAGCGCUUCCCUCCCUGUGCCAAGCCUGGCUCAGCGUUCCCGGGCUCCGGCUCUCCGUGCUGUCGUAUCGGUCCUGCGCUCAUCACCGCUCCCACAGCAGAGUACGACCUCUCGCAACUGUUAUUAUGAAGACAUAGUUGUGCAGUGAUGGUGGUGUCUUAUGCCAUAUGGUGCCAUAUGAGUCGUUCUUGAUAUUAUCACGUGUUCUUUGUGUCGUGGUCACGCGCGAGGGCCCGGGCCAGGCAGCAGCUGGGCUGUGCUGGGCGCAGACCCCCCGCAUGGUGCGAGGACAGGCAUCCCCAGGGAAGGACCGAGCCCCGCCGGCCCCUGUGGGCCCUCUUGGCGAGGGUCUGCGGGAUCGCCAGGCGCCGGGACGGCGUGUCAGAGCGGGGAGCUGUGUGGCCGGGAGCAGCCGGGCAGCACCAGCCCUGACUGAGUCCCGCGGGAACCCUUCUCCAAGCGCUGGAGUACGCGGGCUGCUUUUGCCCAAAAACCAAACAGAGGAAUUGCACAGGGAAGGAAGAGUUCUGCACUGGUUGACAAUGAAGUACCGCAAUUAAUCAUUUCUGGUAUCGUUUCCUGCUGAGCUGUAGGGUGGACGCAUGUUGGCCAAGGCGGGCGGAUGGCUCUGCACGUCGCCAGGGCGCGGGGUGAAGCUGUGGCCAGUGGCCAGCUCAGCAAAGAGUCCACUGGGGGAGAAGGGUCGCCCCGAACCCCGAGUGAUGCCUGUUGGCUUGUGGUUAAUGCCAGGUAUUUUAAUUAAGAGGCACUUUAUCAAUUGCAUGUAGGGAGUGACCAUUUUUAAUCAGCAGAUUAAGGAAAUGUGAACUAUUAUCAUUAUAUUGGCAUGAAAGUGGAGGCCAGCGUGCUCUGUACAGUUUUUGGCUGCUGGCUCCCACUGGGAAAUUGCACUGGCAGAUCCUGCUUGGCUGCUGCACAGCGUCUACGUGACAUAACUACUUUAAAUUAGAUGUAGUCGCGAGUAAACACUCAUUAUCCUAAACAAAUGUAUUUCCAUCUGCGCACUUUGUGCCCUUUCUGCAGUGGGGAUGCUCAGCCUGGGGCGAGGUGGUUCAUCACACAUCUCCCCCUGCAGCUCCUCCCUGAUGGCAUCGGGACCGCUGCAGGGCACCGGGAACAGAGGAACCUGCCGUGUAUCCGUGUAACUGGGAUGGCAACAUCUCCAGGGUCAAACUGGCCGUGGGUGCACUGUGAGCUGCCGGGAAGCCACAGGGGAUGGGCCACCUGCCGUGAGCCAGCCCUGUCCCCAGCGUCCCCAGCGAGGGCUGGUGGCAGAAGCGGGUUUCCCCGUGCUGAAGGCGUGUGUGGUGGCUGCACCUGCGCGGCAAAGCUUGUGUGGGGCUGGUUCGGGCAGAGCUGCAGCCUCCUGCCUCCCCCAGAGCCCCUGCACGCUCGAGGCCUCGGCCGGUUGAUCCUGAGAAGGGCAAAUCUUCUCUCCCCUCAAGCUACUGCUUUAGAGCACCCAGGAGAGAAAAUAAAAUAUAAAAAUUACAGGCUGAAACCAAAACCCUAAGUUGCCCCGGGGUAGUUUUUUAAUUUUUCAUCAUUUAUAUUAAAAAAUUUGAAUUGCCUUCCCAGUCACAAUAAACCUGGGGAAGAUGCCCGCGGUCGGGAUUUCUGUUCUCCCCACAACUCGCAGCCCCAGCCUGUUCCCCACGGCUGUGCUCGGGGGGGGUCUGGGGCGCCCCACUGCACCCCCAGAUUGUGGAGAGGAUGGUGACAGAAAGGGGGUUUAAUGCACGGUACCUUAAUUUGAUCCUGCUUAAUGUCAUCAAAGGGAGUGUCUCUCUCAGGCUCGUCCCGUUUGCGGCGAGGUCCCGGGAUGACCAAAGGCAGCAGACCCCGCUGCGGGGGGUGUGGGGGAACACCGGUGCUCUGCAGCCCCCUCCCGCCCCUGGAAAGGGACGGGACCCCCCCCCUCAAUCCCGGGGAUGGCGCUGGCAGCGCAGCUGGAACUUUCCAGAGGCACAAAGAGGCACUGAGCGCAGAGAAGGAAGCACGAAAACGACUGCAAAUAUUCGGAAAUGGGAAUACAGAAAAAUUAUUGACAGAGCGCCAUAUUAUAUCAUUGAUUUUUAAGCAAAACUCCCCAUCGAUUUUUCAGAACCACAUUGAACAUUUCAGAAUCAUUGAUUUUAAUGGGGAGUUCUGCCCCAAAAUCAAUGGCGCAAUACAGCCCAAAGUAAAUUGCUUCUUAGUAUCAAUAUUUUUUGUCUGAGCUCUGGCAAUGUGGAAAAUCAUCUUAAAAUGUGCAUCUUUUGUUUUUGCCUGUUUUCCUAGAUGCUCUUUGAAUUCUGCUUUUAUAGAGAGACGGGAGGGGAAGGGCAGCUUGUGCCGGCCGGUGGGACCAGCAGUGGCCCAGGGUGGGCUCGGACCCCCCGAUGCCUCGCGCUCAGACUGGGCUCUUUCCCAAACCCCCAUUUUCAGGCUGGUUUUUCUGGUGGGACCUCGCGUUUGGGGCACUGUGCGUCCUAGAGCGGCAAUGUGGGGGUGACCCCCCGGUGUUUGCGCUGACAGCUCUGGGCUCGGCGCCCUUUUCUCUCUGCGCCGGGCGUACGGCCCAGGUAAUUCUGGUUUUGUAGAAAAUCAGGUGUCCCAAGCUGGUCCCCGCUAUGGAAUGUGGGUCCGUGAGGCAGGGAGGUGCCGGCUGCCGCCCUCCCUGCCAGGACGGGACAGGACCUGCAUUGGGUACCGCCUUGGCCGGACUCUUCCUUCCCGUCUCUUUGGCCCAAAAUCUUCCUGCCUCUCUCUACCUGAACAAAUUCCUGACGGUUGAGGGACAACGCUCGCUGUCAUUACUGAACGUCUAGGCAAGCGAAUACAGCUAAAUGAGCGUAUGCGUAAUGCGACGUGAUCAAUAUUUGUGAGUACGGAACAUUUGAGUUUUCAAAGCCAGGAGAGGCCCUUCUGACCAGCGCCAGGGGAAGAGUCCGGCGGGACACAGAGCCCACUCGCCCCCAGGCUGCCAGGACAGUGUCCCGCACGCUGUGGCCACUGGGGGCGAGCGGUGGCCGCAUCCUGCUCCAUCCCCUCUGCCGAGGGGCCGUGGGGUCCGGGGGAGUCGGGGACGGGCACUGUGCAGGGGUGGUCUGGCCGCCGGGCAGGGGGUGUGAAGAGGGGGUGUACAUAAGGGUGGAAAUACGUGUGUGACCUUCUCUUCUUUUACACAUCUUGGGUUUGUAUUUGCGUUGCUUGCAUCUUUGCAGUGAAUGGUAGCAAGAUACAUUAAAACGAAGUCAUUUUGGCUACCGGUUUUAAUUGUGGAGUAUACCAAAAAGCAAGCGUUUGUGAAAUAUAACUAACUGUGAAUGGAGGUUGCAAAAACAGGUUGUUUAGAAAAAAGCAGGUUUUCUGUAAAUGAAUGUGUCUUUAUUCUAAUGGCUAUACAGUUCAAUGCCUGAUGGAGUUGUUUUCAAUAAAAAGAAGAUAAAUAUUUUAAAAAAAGAAAAAAAAAUGCCAUAAUUGUAAUAAAGGAUUCAUUAUUUGACGGCCAUACUAAAAGCAUUAUUUAUUUUUCAAUGGCUAACGUUCACAAAGGGCCAGGGCACAGUCUCAGGUGAAGGGCAGAGCCGCACACGGUGUGAAAUCCGUUGCCAGCCAAGCUGGUGUCCAAGCCUGGCUCCCCGGGAGAGCCUCUGCGGCAUCGGCAGGACCGGGACCGGGCACGCAGGCGGGCGCCUCCCCUGCCAGCCGCGGCCACGCCGCACGUCGUGCCCCCGGGCACGCUGGCCAGCGAGGCCCUGGCUCUUCUCCUGGCCGAGUACCGCAUCCUCGUCCUCAGCAUCGCUUGUGGAGAACAACGCGGCGAUUCCUUUGGGAUCUCUCAGCAAUGUGGUUCUUUGGUGUGAAUGUGCCUGCAACAUUGACUCGUGCCAAAACACAAUAUUGAAUGCGUUGUUUUUAAAUAAAAUGUUUUAUUGUGCAUUGAAA
Chroicocephalus ridibundus (black-headed gull) is the source of this 7369-nucleotide messenger RNA. RefSeq names its product ST8 alpha-N-acetyl-neuraminide alpha-2,8-sialyltransferase 3 (gene ST8SIA3). The coding region runs from base 244 to 1386 and encodes 380 amino acids. The transcript is spliced from 4 exons. Gene Ontology annotation, molecular function: alpha-N-acetylneuraminate alpha-2,8-sialyltransferase activity. Gene Ontology annotation, biological process: oligosaccharide metabolic process; N-glycan processing. NCBI's taxonomy places the organism in Eukaryota, Metazoa, Chordata, Aves, Charadriiformes, Laridae. The record is from RefSeq and is a predicted model, not a curated record.